ACCUGCCACGGGUGACGUCGAGGAACGUCCGUGACGAGGUCGAUCGUGUCUGCGCCUGCGGGCAUGAGUGACGUCACCGGGGUCGAGGUGGACACCUUGCAGGCCCGUUCUCGAUACGUGGCCGCGUGUCCCGCAGCACAAUAUGCCGCAUACAGCGAGCUGUCAAUCAACCUCAUGCGCUCCGUCGCGUCGGGUGGACAGAAGACCUCGCGUCGAGUCCGGACGACGAUACCUGGGCACGCAUCGGGCGGGGGUAUCGACACGCGUCCAUCGCGAGGGGUUCCGCGGACGGUCAGCGCCCAACGCAGCGCACGGGGGUGCUCGAUCUCGUGCAGUCCGGAGGACGUUGUGUGUCAGCCGGCACGGUGCGGUGCACUGUAGUGCGCGACGUCGUCGCUUUUUGGUGCGCCUGCGACAGACACGCCGCAGGGAUAGUCUUCGAGGUUGGCGGCGCACGGCGUGGCCCGGGGACUCGGACGGCGACGUCCCCAUCCGGUCGACGGAUGACGGGAUACGACUCGGCGUGGCUCGUUGGCAGUGGCCCCGGUGGAUCCCUCCCCGACUCGUACGUGGUCGACGCACACGGGCUGGGAGGAUUCGGCCCCGUGUGUGUAGUGGGGGAUCUGCCUGCCAGUGCGUGGCUGCCCGGCAUCCGCGCCAGGCAUGCCACCGCACAGAGCUGUCGAGGCCACGGAUCCGGAAGACACGCCCUACCAGACGGUCCAGGAGAUGGCAAGCGUUGUCCGUCCGAUUAUGGGCGUCUGCUGAUCUACGACGGCCUCGCUGGCGAUCGGAGAGUGUGCGGGGAGAGGGCGUGUGACGGGGGAAGACGGACUCGGCGGCGAGGGUGCCCCAGGGACGCUGUGUGCGGGUAGGGCUUUCUCUGUCUCCAUGUCAGGCAGUCCUGCUGAGCCCCGUCUUGACGAUCACUGCGGGGACCGACACCGUGACUGGGAUCAAUGGCAGGCCCAGCUUGACGGGCUUGCUCUGCGCGGCGUCAACCUUCCCCUCG
Molecule: messenger RNA, 1012 nt
Organism: Fomitopsis serialis
Lineage: Eukaryota; Fungi; Basidiomycota; Agaricomycetes; Polyporales; Fomitopsidaceae
Exons: 2
Coding region: 143-820 (225 amino acids)
Source: RefSeq, a predicted model, not a curated record